This is a messenger RNA of Scleropages formosus (Asian bonytongue), 2290 nucleotides long. Its product is annotated as protein-glutamine gamma-glutamyltransferase K-like. The transcript has 14 exons. Gene Ontology annotation, molecular function: protein-glutamine gamma-glutamyltransferase activity. Bases 1 to 2172 code for a protein of 723 amino acids. Gene Ontology annotation, biological process: peptide cross-linking. NCBI's taxonomy places the organism in Eukaryota, Metazoa, Chordata, Actinopteri, Osteoglossiformes, Osteoglossidae. The record is from RefSeq and is a predicted model, not a curated record.
AUGGUCGAUGAAAACAGGCUAGGGUCAAGAACCAAGAGCAAGAUAGACCCCAAGCCAGAGAAUGUGGAGACUGCUGGACCAAGCAGGGGUGACAAAGAUAAACUGCAAGGAGUGACGUUGACUAUCCUUUCAGUGGACUUGCUAAAGACUAAGGAAGGCCAGAAUCGACAGGAGCAUCAUACAGACAGUUUCCAUAGUGACAACCUCAUUGUUCGACGUGGACAGAGCUUCCAGAUGUGGAUUGAGCUCUCCCAACCUUUUGACAAAAACACCGAUGAACUUCACUUGGAGCUUAACUUGGGGCCCAUCCCAUUGGUGUCAAAAGGCACACAGAUCAUUGUUUCAUUGGUUGAAGAGCCAGAGGGCAAGCUCUGGGAGGCUAAAAUCAUCGAACACAAAGACAACAGGAUCAAGCUGUCUGUCAGUUCCCCACCCACAGCUCUGAUUGGCCAGUACCGGCUUACUGUGGUAGCUCAGAGUCCAAAGGGUGUGGCAAAAUCAACCUAUGACCCCAACAAUGACAUCUACAUGCUGUUCAACCCCUGGUGUGAAGACGACACAGUGUACAUGGAAAACGAGGGUGAGAGGACGGAGUACAUCCUGAAUGAUGUUGGAAGGCUGUACUACGGCACAGUGAACCAGAUUGGUGCUCGAACAUGGAAUUUUGGUCAGUUUGCAGACGGAGUCCUCAAAGCCUGUUUCUAUGUGUUGGAUAAGACUAAUAUCCCAUUUCAUGGUCGCGCAGACCCUGUCAAUGUGGCUCGAGUCAUUUCUGCCAUUGUCAAUUCCCUUGAUGACAACGGAGUUCUGGAGGGGAACUGGUCUGGGGAUUACUUUGGUGGAACUGCUCCUACCUCUUGGACCGGCAGUGUGGACAUCCUGAAGAAGUACCACUCAGAAAAUGGUACUCCUGUGAAAUACGGCCAGUGCUGGGUCUUCUCCGGAGUCACCACCACAGUCCUGAGGUGUCUGGGAAUCCCCUGCCGAAGUGUCACCAACUUCAGUUCUGCACAUGACACGGAUGACUCGAUGACCAUAGACGUGUAUUUUGAUGAGAAAAUGCAUCCUAUCGAUGCAUUCAACACUGACUCCAUCUGGAACUUCCAUGUGUGGAACGACUGCUGGAUGGCACGUCCAGACCUCCCCUCUGGGAUGGGGGGCUGGCAGGCUGUGGACUCCACCCCUCAGGAGAGCAGCCAGGGCAUGUUCUGCUGUGGCCCCGCCCCCAUCAAUGCCAUCCGCUCGGGGGAGGUGUUCCACAAGUAUGACGCACACUUUGUCUUUGCUGAGGUGAGCAGCGACAAGAUUUACUGGCAGAGGAAAGAAAACGGCAAGUUCAGGCUGAUUCAUACUGAGAAAGACGUAGUUGGGUGUUGCAUCCUCACCAAGGCUGUUGGCUCUUGUGACUCCAAUGACAUUACGCUGCUCUACAAAUACCCUGAGGGUUCAGAGGAGGAGCGCAUUGCUGUGGAAACUGCCAUUUCCUAUGGUACCAAAUCAGUGGUAUAUAACACCUCAACUCCCAAAGAUGUGUCCUUGGAGGUUGCCGUGAAGGGGGAUGGGCCACGCAUGGGAGAGGAUGCUCAGCUGGUCAUCAAACUCCAAAACAACAGUACCAAGCCACGCAACACCAACCUACACAGUGAAGUGGCGGUCAUGUACUAUACGGGUGUGCUCAAAGCCACCAUCAAGAAGGAGAAUAUUCCUGCCAAACUGAAUCCCGGUGAAGUGAAGACGCUGAACUGGGUGCUACGAUACCAGGAUUACAAGAAUCAACUUGUGGACCAGGCUGCAUUGAUGCUGACAUUAUCCGGUCAGGUCAAGGAGACCCAGCAGAUUCUGGCAACCCAGUACAACUUCCGCCUCAGGACUCCUGAUCUCAUUAUUACACCUCUAGGGAAUGCUGUGGUUGGGAAAGAGAUGACAGCAAAUAUUACCUUCUCAAACCCACUGCCCCAAACCCUGAAGAACAUAACAGUCCUUGUGGAAGGCCUAGGACUCCAGAGUGCUCAGAAGAUGGCUGUGCGGGAUGUGGACCCCUGCUCCACAGUCACCUGGACGGUGAGCUUCGUGCCGACGCUGUCUGGGCCCAGGAAGCUGCUGGCCUCCCUCAACUGCCACCAGCUCACUCAGGUCCACGGGGUGGCCGACAUCAUAGUGAGGGAGAACUGAGUACAGCGAUGCCUCAUCUGAGCUGUAUCCCACCCACAACAUCUCUGCCCCAACAUAUCCCCACCAAACAGAGCCUCAAAACAGCUUUGAGUGGUAUCUUGCCAAUCAUUGCGAGUUA